Cajanus cajan (pigeon pea) is the source of this 2351-nucleotide messenger RNA. Lineage: Eukaryota; Viridiplantae; Streptophyta; Magnoliopsida; Fabales; Fabaceae. The record is from RefSeq and is a predicted model, not a curated record.
AGGUGGCGAAGAAUGGAUAGAUGGUUGUACUGAUUAGUGAUUAGUCAAAGCAGCAGCUAAGGAGAUGGAAAGUUGAGUUCGCGGAAGCACCCUUUGUGUUGUGUUGUGCUACUCGCCACACCAGUAGUAACUCCAUCCCCAUUGGUCAAAAUACAAUACCAUAAGCCUCUCUUACCUAUCUUGAUCCUCAUCCUCAACCUGCCAAACAUACCACACCAUGAACCUCUUUCUCUUUCUCUUUCUCUUCCCCUCCCUCUCCCUCUCCCUCUCCGCCACGUGUCCCCUCAACUUCACCAUCCUUGGCACCGAGAAGCCCUCCUCCUUCGACUCCUCCAAGUGCCCUGUCAUAAAGCAGGCCUUCCGCCUCGUACAGUCGGACUACCUCCGGCGCACCGACCUCUUCCUCCCUCCCCAGAACGCCUCGGAGGCAUGCUGGCAAAGUUUCCAGUCCUACGUUAACCUCUUCGACCCCACCUACGACAUUCGCUCCUCCUGCGGCUUCCAAACCUCCUCCAUCUCCCAAGGCUGCGCCAACGUCACCACCCGACAACAGUUCGAGUCCCUGGUCCCACAAUCCACCCUCCAGAAGACGCGCACCCAAUGCAACCAAUCCCUCGAAAACAACUCCCCCUGCGCCAUCUGCCUCACCUCACUCUCCUCCUUCCCUUCCUUCGGACAAUCCCUCGCCAACCUCACCGACUGCACCGCCUACGCCUCCAUCUACGCCGCCGCCUUCGCCAACCGCUUCGGCCCCGACGACCCCGGCACCGCCAAGUGCUUAUUCUCCCUCGAUUUCCCCUCCCACCACUCCUCCAACAAAAAAAAGAUUCUUUUUCCUCUUCUUUCUCUUUUCUCCCUCCUCGCCUUCUCCCUCCUCCUUCUCGCCUUUUGGGCUUGUUGCAAGUCUCGCCGCAAAACCGACUCCGAUAACAAGGAUCUUCGUGUUGCCGAGAUGGGUUUGGUUUCUGGACUUGAUUCCAUGGACCAAAGCACCACUUUGAUUAAGUUCACCUUUGAAGAUGUUAAAAAGGCCACUAAGAAUUUCUCUAGGGAUAACAUAAUCGGGAGAGGGGGUUACGGGAAUGUCUAUAAAGGCUUGUUGCCUGAUGGGAGUGAGGUCGCGUUUAAGAGGUUCAAGAAUUGUUCUGCUUCGGGUGAUGCCAGCUUCACUCACGAAGUUCAGGUUAUUGCUAGUAUUCGCCAUGUCAAUCUUGUUGCCUUGAGAGGUUAUUGCUCCGUCACUACUCGUUUAGAGGGUUACCAGAGGAUUAUUGUUUGUGAUUUGGUCAAAAAUGGAAGUCUUCAUGACCAUUUGUUUGGUUCCAAUGGGGUGAGACUCAGUUGGCCAAUUCGUCAGAGUAUUGCUCUUGGCACGGCUAGGGGGUUGGCUUAUUUGCAUUAUGGGGCUCAACCUUCCAUCAUUCAUAGAGAUAUUAAAGCUAGUAAUAUACUUCUUGAUGACAAGUUUGAAGCUAAGGUAGCAGAUUUUGGAUUAGCCAAGUUUAAUCCCGAGGGGAUGACGCAUAUGAGCACUCGGGUGGCUGGAACCAUGGGGUAUGUUGCUCCUGAAUAUGCUUUGUAUGGGCAAUUGACAGAGAGAAGUGAUGUGUUCAGUUUCGGGGUUGUGCUUCUUGAGCUUUUGAGUGGGAGGAAGGCUCUUCAGAUGAACAAUGAUGGUCAACCCUCUGCGUUGACUGAUUGGGCUUGGUCGUUGGUUAGAACGGGGAAGGCUUUGGAUGUUGUUGAAGAUGGCAUGCCACAGCCUGCUUCACCACAAGUUCUUGAGAAGUAUGUGUUAAUUGCUGUUCUUUGUUCUCAUCCACAGUUAUAUGCUAGGCCAACAAUGGAUCAGGUUGUUAAAAUGAUGGAGACUGAUGAGUCAGUGCCUUCAAUUCCUGAACGGCCAAUCCCUCUUGUUGCUGGGAGGCUUGAUAUUGAGAGAUCUGUGAGCAGUAGUGGCUCGGGUCAGCUCUCUAGUCCAACAGGUUAUCAGUCAUAUACUCUCGAAAGUGACCACCAAUCUUCUAAUUCUAGGGAAGACAGAAGCUCAAGCUCCAGGAUUUUGAGUACAGAUUGAGAUUUUGGGUGUUGAGAUAGUUUGUUUGUACAUUUAUAGCAUUUUUGUUUGCACGACAAAUUCAACUUGAUCCACGUUUGUGAGAAGCAAUAAUAAGUAGCUUCUGCUGAUUUUGGCCAUUUGAACGUGGUGAGAGGAUAUUGAUCUGCUUCAGUAAAUUUGUUCCAAACAUGUACUUAGAUUAUAGAAUACUGUAGUGUAUGCUUCUUGAAGAGUUUUCUGUUACAAAGCCAAAUUGGAUGUAAAAAUAUUUGAUUUUUUCGAGUUUAUAGGA